Molecule: messenger RNA, 1758 nt
Organism: Acanthaster planci (crown-of-thorns starfish)
Lineage: Eukaryota; Metazoa; Echinodermata; Asteroidea; Valvatida; Acanthasteridae
Gene: hspbp1
Product: HSPA (Hsp70) binding protein 1
Cellular component (GO): endoplasmic reticulum
Molecular function (GO): adenyl-nucleotide exchange factor activity
Source: RefSeq, a predicted model, not a curated record
UGGUUUUGUUUUGCACGAAAGUUCUAGAACACGUGUAAAUUGUGAACGCAACGUGACGGAAGAUCGUUGUUUUACAUCAAUCAAGGUUGUGGCAGUUUGCUAUCGUUAGUCCUACUCCUUUGAAAGUGCAGUAUUGGAUCCUCAGUAAGAAAUGGCAAGCUCUGGUGAUAGACAAGAUGGCGGUUCAUCAGGAAAUCAACAAAGAUUUCAUGGAACACUAGAGGAAGUGUUAAGAUUUGCAGUGGAGAACACGCCUACAGGAGAAGGUGGAACACAGGGAACUGAAUAUACUGUAAUGGACCCAGAGAGAAGAGAGUUUCUAAAUAAAGUCUUUGCUGAAAUGAACAAGGAUGAAACUAGGGAAAUGAUAUCACUCGUGGAAACACUGAAACAAAAGUUAGACUCGGAGAAGGAGGACGAUGAAGAAAUUGUUGAAGAUGCCCUUGAGAAUCUUCGAGAUUUGUGUGACACCAUUGAUAAUGCACAAGAUUUCCACAAGAUUGGUGGCACCCAGCUCCUCCCCCGGUUAAUGGACCAUCCCAGGUCAGAGGUCAGAUGGAGAGCAUUUGAUUUGAUUGCCAACUUGGUGCAGAAUGUACCAUUCAAUCAAGAGGUGCUGCUGGAAAUGGGAGGGGUAGAGAAAUUACUAGUGUCUGUGGAUAAGGAUUCAUCAGAGAGAAGCAGAGUCAAAGCCUUGUAUGCCUUGUCAUGUUUAGUCAGAGAUAAUGAAGCUUGUCAGAAGGUGUUUGCUGAGAAUGAUGGAUUCUCAGUGCUGAUGAGAGCAAUGCAGAGUAAAGUAGAGAAACUUCAAAUUAAAUCUGCCUUCAUGCUUCAAGCUCUUUUCCAAACAGGCGUUGGAUUUAAAGACACCUUAUACAACAUGGGUAUGGUUCAACAGUUGAUUGGUUUACUUCAAACCGACCAUACACCAACUCAUGAACAUUUCAUGUCAGCUUUGCUCAACUUGAUAACAGACCACAAAGAUUGCAUCAGUGACUGUCAGCAACCUGAACUGGGCUUCAAGGAGUUUCUUACAGCAAGGCAAGAAUUCCUCAAAGGAAAACCAGAAUUUCAGGAGGAGUACUCACACAGUCAGCAAGUAAUGAGCAUUUGCUUCAGCGGUAACCAUAACAACUCCUCAGCAUUAGACAGAUGAUCCAGUGGGAGGGAGUUAGGGGCGUGUCCAAAGAAAGGCUAGGGAAGGGAGGGAGUCGAGAAAGUAGGGUCUCCUUGUUUCAGACACACAAACUUCAAAUUGAAGAGACCGAAAUUUAUGCAGGUAAAAUUAGUAGAGUUGAAUGUUUGUCCUUGCUAUAAUUAUGGAUGAUGCAGUCGGGGUGUACUUCUAACACAUUUAAAGUUGCUAGAAAUGACAAAAAUAAUUUCAUGGACAUGUGUAUGUUUUAAAAAAUGCACGUGUUGAGUACUGUUUCAAGUUAGUGUUCCUGAUUUGGAGAUUGGUCAAUCACAAGGGAAAUAUUCAUCAGUUGCUUCUUUCCUCAAAGCAAUCUUGAGGGAGUACAUGUAUUCAGUUUUAGAAAAAUUGCAACUUGUUCUCAAGUUACCAGUUGUAAUCAUUUCAUGCCUCAUGCACCUGCACCCAAUUUUCUGCCGACAUGUAACCUAUUCUGUAAAAACAGGUGAAAAUGAGAAGUAUUGCGCACACAUAUGUACAAAUCAAAAUAUGUCAAUUUUACAAAGGUUAACAUGUUGAAUAAAAUACUGAGUAAAAUAAGUUCUGUAAAGAUAGUAUAUGAA